Molecule: messenger RNA, 3292 nt
Organism: Oncorhynchus tshawytscha (Chinook salmon)
Lineage: Eukaryota; Metazoa; Chordata; Actinopteri; Salmoniformes; Salmonidae
Product: transcription factor 7-like 2
Exons: 13
Coding region: 259-1713 (484 amino acids)
Biological process (GO): regulation of transcription by RNA polymerase II; canonical Wnt signaling pathway
Cellular component (GO): beta-catenin-TCF complex
Molecular function (GO): DNA-binding transcription factor activity, RNA polymerase II-specific; RNA polymerase II cis-regulatory region sequence-specific DNA binding
Source: RefSeq, a predicted model, not a curated record
GUCGGCGCUCUUUGAUGUUGGGAGUCCUCGCCUUGUCUUGAGCUCAAAUGCACUAUUUGUUGCUGCCUGGCUGCAUUACAUUCAACGUGCAGGGCCGCUCCACAGCAGAGCAACUUUUGUUGAGUUUUAUACUUUGGCCGUAUCUGAGUGCAACAAACUUGGGAGGUUUAGGUUAAUAGAAAGUUUCGGGGUUUUUUUUUCUAUAAGGAGCGCACCGCUGAUUAGGCUAGGACAAUAUUUUGUUAUUUUCAAAGCAACAUGCCUCAGCUCAGCAGCGGCGGAGGAGAUGAUCUCGGAGCGAACGAUGAAAUGAUAUCCUUUAAGGAUGAAGGCGAUCAAGAUGAGAAAAUUCAAGAAAACGCUUUCACAGAAAGGGACUUAGCUGACCUCAAGUCGUCUCUGGUGAAUGAAUCCGAGACGAAUCAAAGUCCGAACGCAGCGGCGGUCAGACGGGGACAGCAAAACGAACACAGAGGUUAUCAAGAGAAACACCGGGAGCAUCUCGACGGCGUUUCCAAACAUCAAGAUGGAGGAAUGUACAAAACAGCGUAUCCGGGGUACCCGUUUCUCAUGCUGCCUGACCCAUACAUCCCCAACGGAUCCAUGUCCCCAUCUUCCAACAAAGUUUCAGUGGUCCAGCAAUCUCACGGGAUGCACCCCCUGACGUCCCUGUUGCCGUACAGCAAUGACCACUUCAACCCCAGCCCCCCUCACCUGCCCACAGACAUGAGCCAGAAAGGCGUUCACAGGCCCCAGUCCCAGGACAUCUCAGGCUUCUACUCCCUACCUCAGGGCGGUGUGGGACAGAUGCCCCCCUCCAUGGGCUGGCAAAGUCAGCCUGUCUAUCCCCUGUCCUCAUGUGGAUUCAGACAGCCCUACUCCUCCAGUCUCCCCAACAGCUCUUCCUACCCCAGGUUCUCUCACUCUCUGAUGCUAGGGCCAGGCAUGCACUCAACAGGGAUCCCCCAUCCAGCCAUCGUGCCACCUUCAGGCAAACAGGACCAUUACGACAGGAACGUGUACGCUAAGCCACACCAGGAACCCAAGCGGGAGAAGGAGCCUAAGAAGCCAGUGAUCAAGAAGCCUCUGAAUGCUUUCAUGCUGUACAUGAAGGAGAUGAGGGCCAAGGUGAUCGCUGAGUGCACGCUGAAGGAGAGCGCUGCCAUCAACCAGAUACUUGGCAGAAGGUGGCACGCUCUGACCCGGGAGGAACAGGCUAAAUACUAUGAGCUGGCCAGGAAGGAGCGGCAGCUACACAUGCAGCUCUACCCCAGCUGGUCUGCCAGAGACAACUACGAGGCGGGCCUUAGAGAGGGCGCGGGGGAAAAGAAUAAAGCUGAUUGGGGCAAGAAGAAGAGAAGAAAAAGAGAGAAGCAGCAGGACUCCACCACAGACCCUGGCUCUCCUAAGAAAUGCAGAGCUCGCUUCGGCCUCAACCAACAAACGGACUGGUGUGGUCCCUGCAGGAGGAAAAAGAAGUGCAUUCGAUACCUUCAAGGAGGAUGGUGCGCCAGCCCCACUUCUUCCGAUGGAAGCGCUAUAGACUCGCCCCCCUCCCCCGUCGACGGCGUCCCCCUCAGCACCCCUCCCUGCCCAGCUCGCCCUCGCCUGCUUCCCCCUCACACAUCCCUCUGCACCCCCAGCCCAGCAAACAACACACACCCCGUAUCCUCUCAAAACCCAAGACCACAGAACUCUCUCUCAAAGCUUUAAUAGAAUCAUCCCAACAGCACGACAAUCUCAAUCAUCAUCAUCAUGACUGUACCCUGCCCAAGUCUCACUAGCCAGCCUCACCUGUCCUGUCCCCUCUCACACUUCCUCGCACCAUCCCAACACCCCGCCAGAUAGACAGACAAAGCCCAACAUCAUCCGGACCAAACAAGGAGUGGGGAGCAAAAUGCUGGAGAAAAGACCUUCACCACAAACAUCCAAAAACAAUGACAGAGCGUUGUGUCUGGGAGAGGAUGCCAUUCACAUCAAUAUGACUAACUGACUUCUGACUGAUUUACUCAGUGCUCAUGUCAUUUUAAUAUUGCCGGGAUGAUAACUGCUUCUCUUCCUCACUGCCUAAAAUCGAAUUGAUUCCAUUUCCAAAGAUUUUUACAGAGGAGUACGGUACUCCUCCUUUUCAUAAGACUUUCAGAUGUGUCAAAGGAACCUUUUCCAGAAUAGAUAGUAUUUAUAUUGAUUAAUGAUGUAUAAGGUUGAAGCUUCAAGGUAGUGACAGUUUUUUUCACUGUGUCGACAUGUUCUUGUCUCAUCUCUAUGUUAUGUUCAUUUGUUUUAGGCACUUUCUGCUUGUCAGUCAAAUUCUUGCUAGAUACAUUAUUUUGAUGUAGGUCCCUCACAGAGAAUUAAAACAUCAUUGGUGUUUGUUCAUAAGGAUGCAGUUUGGGAGAUUCAUUUGUUUCCUGGUGUCAAAAAGCCUCCAUUAUAUAAUAAAAAAUGAAAUUCGGCAGUCCUAAACUGCCUCUGUCUGACUGAACAUUCUAUAAUCUGGGGUUUCUAAAACUAUGGGUCAGGACCCAAAGUGAGACUCUGGGAUGUUAGAGGUGGGUCGCAAUUUAUGAGAAUACAUCUACAUUCAUACACUAUUUCUUCUUAAUUUGGUUCAAUGGAGGACAAUUUGAGUCACAAGAGGACUGUUAAUUUCUCAUUUGGGUCUCAAACUGAAAAAGAUUAAAGAACCCUGCUGUAAACUAAAGACCAAAUGAGUACUAUAUUUCAUUGUGUUGUAAAGCUGUUUAAUUCCCUACAUAAAAUGUAUGUUUUGUUAUGUAAAAUAAUUAACUUUUUCUCCCAAAGUUGUUUCUUCAGUCUCUAAUUUCAGUUUUCCACUAAAAGCAAUAUAUAAUUUAUUUUACACCAGUCUUCUCAGAGAAAAACACAUUUUGUGCAGAAGUUUUGUAUUAGCUUUUCCUUUCAUUGAAGUUAUCAGAGCUGUGUCAAUCCUUUUCAGUGUGUUCAUGUUCCACCUAAGUGUACCAAAAAUAUAUGUGAAAAACAAUGGCUUUAAUUUACUGCUUGCAAGUGUCAAACCCUGCUUACUUUGGAGAUACUGUAGGCGGUGUACAGCAAGGCUUUUCUGUUUGUUCAAUCAAUGUCUAGUCCAUCAGAGGGUGCUCUAAUGUUAACACACAUCUUAGAUUUGGGGACUGCUCGUAUCAGAACGACCACACAUAAAAAAAGUGUACUGAUGUCUGUCUUAUCAAUUUUUUUUUUACACAUUGAAAGACUUCUGCCUUUGAUGUGCUCAUUUUUGUUCGAUGUAUUAAAGUAUUUUGAAAAUCUG